GAUUCGAAUACAAAAGCCAAUGAAAAUACGAAAACGUGCUUCAGGAACUGAAAGUUAUCAAACUUGAAGUUGAAAACUAUAGAAAAACUGCAACCCGACUUUUACAGGAAAAUAAAAUUAUGAAAAAUGAACUUGAUAAACUUCACGUGAACGAACGGAUUCAAGCGAAAAUUAUUGCAGGCAAGAUGCUAAAACGAUCAAAAAGAGAUGAACCAACCUGCCCUUUUAGUCAAAACCAAACUCCGGUUGCAUUCACCGCCUACUUGGACCAUCGCAUCACCAAUCUUGGUGCCGACCAGGCGAUUGUUUACAACAAAGUUCUUCUGAAUCAGGGCGCGGCGUACAAUGUAUACAACGGUGUGUUUACAGCUCCGAAAUCUGGGGUUUACAUAUUUUCAUGGUCUAGUGAUGCUAGAAAAAUCGGGGCAACAUUUGAUAUUUGGGUAAGCUUAGUUGUCAACGCAUCAACACAGACAACAGUUGUUGCUGAAAGCCGAGACGCGGUAUAUGAUCAUUAAGGUAGCAUUACUGUCAUCAUUCAUGUUAACAAGGGUGACAUUGUUUGGACAAAACGACUAUCCGGUGGCGGUGCGGAGAUUCAUUCCGAGCCAGAAAGAAGGGUUAGCAGUUUUACAGGGGCUUUGAUCUUUGAAGACGAUGUACCAAUAUGUUAAAAAUA
This is a messenger RNA of Ruditapes philippinarum (Manila clam), 679 nucleotides long. Its product is annotated as complement C1q-like protein 4. The coding region runs from base 120 to 518 and encodes 132 amino acids. NCBI's taxonomy places the organism in Eukaryota, Metazoa, Mollusca, Bivalvia, Venerida, Veneridae. The transcript has 2 exons. Gene Ontology annotation, molecular function: protein binding. The record is from RefSeq and is a predicted model, not a curated record.